Molecule: messenger RNA, 3420 nt
Organism: Syngnathoides biaculeatus (alligator pipefish)
Lineage: Eukaryota; Metazoa; Chordata; Actinopteri; Syngnathiformes; Syngnathidae
Gene: pias4a
Product: protein inhibitor of activated STAT, 4a
Exons: 11
Coding region: 247-1773 (508 amino acids)
Biological process (GO): protein sumoylation; regulation of transcription by RNA polymerase II
Molecular function (GO): SUMO ligase activity; transcription coregulator activity; zinc ion binding
Source: RefSeq, a predicted model, not a curated record
AGAGCCUCAUUCGCUUUGCUUUGAGGGGAAGCCGGGCGCGAGAACUAGCGUCGAACACCCGGAGCGGGCGCCGAGAACCUCGGGGGCUUUGUGUGAAAACGAUUCAAAAGCGCGUAGUGUCACAAGCGUGGCGUAAUAGGGUCGACUAGCCUCUGUUGCUAACGUAGCUUUCUUCCAGUCAACUUAGCAAGUACGAAAGGUUAGCUUGUAGCAUCACGCCGCUGGCUCCAAAAGAAGACGGCGAAAAUGAAUGAUGGCCAUCAUGAUGCACUUGAGAACAUGGUCAAAAGUUUUCGGGUCUCCGACCUGCAGACGCUGCUGGCCUCCAUGGGUCGCAGCAAGAGCGGUUUGAAGCACGACCUGGUGGGCCGGGCGCUGAGGCUGGUCCAGACGGAGUACAGCCCCGAACUGCUCAAGAACGUACGACAGCUCUACGAGUCACGCUUCCCAAGAACGUCCACCUGGCUGGCAGCACGGCGUCCGGAGGGCAUCCCCGUUUCCUACUCGUCGCUCAGCUCAGCUCCGUCUGCCACUUCUCAGGGUGUUGAAUACCUCAACGGCAUCUCUAAGCCAAUGGCCACCCCCGCGCCGGAGGUCAAGCUGGUGCCGCUGCCCUUCUAUCAGACUUUGGAAACACUGCUGCCGCCAACGGAGCUCAUUGCCCAGAAUAAUGAGAAACUGCAAGACAGUCAGUGCAUAUUUGAGUUAACACCAAGUCAAGCAGACCAAAUCAGAAACGCAAGUGAAAUUCGCCCGGGAAUUAGAUCGAUCCAGGUGGUGCUUAGAAUAUGCUACACAGAUUCCAUUGGGGUUCAAGAGGACCAGUAUCCUCCCAACAUCGCUGUCAAAGUCAACCAGUCUUACUGUCAUGUCCCGGGCUACUACCCCUCUAACAAGCCCGGCGUGGAACCUCGCCGUCCUUGUCGCCCUGUAAACAUCACUCCCUGGUUACAUCUCUCCAGCGUCACCAACAGAGUCACCGUCACUUGGGGAAACUUCGGCAAGCGAUAUUCUGUGGCGGUGUAUUUAGUGAGGAUGUUCACUGCCUCGGAUCUCUUCAGCCAGCUCAAACUAUGCUCCGUUGAGAGUGCAGAGCGCUGCCGUGAGCGCAUUCAAGACAAGCUACGUUUUGACCCAGAGAGUGAGAUUGCCACAACAGGCCUCAGGGUUUCUCUCAUUUGUCCACUGGUGAAGAUGCGCAUCGGUGUGCCAUGUCGAGUCCUAACCUGCGCCCAUCUCCAGUGCUUCGACGCAGUCUUCUUCCUGCAGAUGAAUGAGAAGAAGCCCACAUGGACCUGUCCCGUCUGUGACAAACCGGCACCCUUUGAAUUGCUCACUAUUGACGGGUUGUUGUCUGAGAUCCUAAAAGAAACGAGCGAGGAAAUCGAGGAGAUUGAGUACCUGACGGACGGCUCCUGGCGACCUAUCAGCGAUGACAAGGAGAAAGAAAAGGAAAGAGAGCGCAGCGACACGCCGGAAUACUCGAUGGUUGAUAUGUGUGUUCCGGAGACGAACGGCCACUCGCCGGCCCACAGCAGCACCAGCCUGUCCGGCAAGUCCGGCGGCGGCACGGCGGCGCCGGCCGUCGUCGGGGCAGGAGGGCCCGCCGCGCCGCCGGGGGGCGUGGUGGUGGAUCUGACUCUUGACUCGUCCUCUGAGGAGGAAGGGGGCGGGGCCGGUGGAGACAGCGAGGACACUGAGGACAGCGCCGACAGCCCAGCCCCCAAGCGAGGGCGAUACAACUACGACAAGGACUUGGUCACAGCGUACUGACCCUCCACCCCCUCCCCCUCCAGCUACUCGUCAAUCCCCCUCACCCCCACCCCACCUUGUGGACUAGACUAAGGAGGGCUCAAAGCACGGCGCAGUAAUACACUAGACGGUGACCUUCCAUCAUUAAGUCUUUUAGCAGCAAAAGAGUCUUUUAGCAGCUCCACACACGCACACACCUCCAGCUCUAGUGUCGGUAGGAUCCCCGUUUGUACUCGACUCAACCACCGGAAGCCGACCCGACCCGACCCGUUUUGGCUUAACCAUCAUAUGAUCGAUUCCUCCCGAACCCUCUUCCUCCUCCACCAUCAACACCUACAAUUCUUUCACUUGACAGACUUCUUUGUCUUUAUAUAUUUACAAGGAAGGAUAGGCUCUUAACGCUGCUGUGCGUUUGAAAUUUCGGCACGUUUGUGGUGAAUUAGGGGCUGUCUAAGCAACGUCAAAGUUGGGGGGAAUCAAAUGGCAAAAAGAAUAAUUUAAACGUGACGCAAACCUCUCCCAGUGACUUUCUUUCUUUGUCAGGAUUUGAUCUAUUAUCUAAAAGUAAAGAACAAUGGCCUAGAUAUGUGGUGCGUUCCAUUUCCUGAGUUAUUUUGCCCUUUUCAGAUUGAAAAAAAAAAAUACAAACGAAAAAAACUACCUCAGUCAUUACACACUCAGCAGACUGAUCAGAACAAGCAUUGGACAGACGUCCUGACGUCCAUUUUACACUGGAGACUUUAUGUAUAUUUAAAUUUCUUUAUUUCUAUGCAGUUCCAUCUGGCUUCUGACUUUUAAGAUCCCGCUCCGAGGAAACGCUCGAAGUACGACAGCCGUUGCUGUACAGCCAGCGGACGAGAAGCCACUCGAGGGCUCGGUUUGUUCCCCUUUGACGCGGAAGUCAUUCUAAAUUAUUCACAAAGGCUGUUAUCCUCUCUCCCCUCGCCGCAUUUGUCCUAUCGCUUCGUUCGGUUAUUGAAUCUUUGCGCGCGGUUUUAUCAUCGACAUCCCCGCUUCACAGAGACUUUUGUUUUCCGCUGGGUUUAAAAUGACUAAUCCAACGUGUCUGUAAAUACGUGGGAACGUGUCGUCUACCCACAAUCCUCCAGUGCGAUUUAGGUCACGCCCUCCCAUUCGCUGGGAUGGGACGGUUUUCAUUUUGGGACCCAUCACUUGGUUUGCUGGAGCCGUUUGCACGCAUUUUGUUUAUGACUAUAAAGCCAUUGUGUGAUGAUGAUCCAUCCAAACUCGCCACAGUACAAGGACCAGGAAAUAGCGAAUGUCGGUGUCUUGUUUGCGCUUAAAACGGUAAUCUUUGUUGACAACCUUUGCGGCUUGGAUUUUGGUUUUCGGUCGAGUGAAAUCUGGUCUUCCGACUCGUUUUCUCACCACCACGUCGUCGUCGUCUGUCUCCAGGUUGUUCUUUGAAGUCCCCCCGGGUUCAGGUUUGCCUCUGGAACUGAGCCAGAUGUUGUUUUGGGGUGAGGAUAUGGGGUGUGAGGAGCAGAGCGUCUGGUUCUGACUAUACAGUAUGUUGUGGCAUCUCUUACGGUAAAUGCAUAAGGUAGCAUGGACUGAUGCGUACAAUCCAUGAUGUAAAUGUUUUUUGUUUUUGUUGUUUUUUUAUAUGUUCAUAUUAAAAGACAAUAAAAGUUAAAUGAUAUUUUA